AACAGGGUAUAUAUAAAGUGAUCAUAAUCCAUUCUGCAUACUAUUUAUACUAUAAACAUUCAGCUGCACAGUUGUAUAUACAUUUAUUUGUAUAAAACCAUCAAAAUGGAAUUUUUAAUAGUAUUUCUGAGUUUUGUAGCAUUUUUUGGGUGUAGUAUUGGCACUGACAUGAAUUCUUGCAGUGAUUUUGAUGGAAUCAAACCGAAUGUCAGUUACUCAAUAAAUUCUUACACGUGUGAAUCAACUCCAUGCGAGUGUAUAUUAGGUUGUGCUGCUGUAAUCAGUGUAACAUUCAAUUCUCCACGAUACCUGGAUAAUAUAAAACCUAGGGCCGUUGCAACUGCCGAUGGUGUUACAUUAGACUAUCCUUUAGGCCAAGACGAUGCAUGCGAUGGUAUAACCAACGCCGUAUGUCCUAUUGAAAAAGGCGAACUAGUAAAUUACAAAUACUCCAUGGACGUACCAAACAUAUUUCCUGAAAUUACUGUUAACUUAAGAUUUUCAAUUGUGGACAAGAAUUUGAAUGAAGACGUCGUGUGUUUUGAUUUUGACAUUUUGGUAAAGAAAAAUAAGGACUGCCCAUCAGCAUAAAUAAAUCCAAAAAAAGCACUUGAAAAUUUUUAAAGAUACUUAUAUGUGUUAUAUAUUUCUUAAUUAUGUUCAGUUUUUUAAUGUUAUGUUUAUUUUUAACUGAGUUUCAGCAUUUGCCAUAAAAAGCGAGCAAUUUGUUACAAAACCAUAUAAAUUAGAUAUCACUGUAAUCACCAAACUUCAAUCUAUUUCCGUAUUGUAACGGAAUUUUAAAUUAUGUCUUUAUUUUAGAGAAAAUUUCGUCCAAACAUAAGAAAUAUUUUAUUGAUGUUUGACCAUCAAAAUCUUAAAAAUAAAAAAGUUGUAUUAAAAAUAAAAAUAAAAAGGA
This is a messenger RNA of Sitophilus oryzae (rice weevil), 919 nucleotides long. RefSeq names its product NPC intracellular cholesterol transporter 2 homolog a-like. Lineage: Eukaryota; Metazoa; Arthropoda; Insecta; Coleoptera; Curculionidae. The transcript has 4 exons. The record is from RefSeq and is a predicted model, not a curated record. Bases 106 to 591 code for a protein of 161 amino acids.